GCUGCUGCUCGCGCUGUGUCUGCUCUACCAGAAAGUCCCGGAAGAGGCUCCACUAGUGCAGUACGAGCGCGAGGCGCAGGUGAGCCGGCGCGCGCUCUUCACCUGUAAACAAAGAGAAAGAGAACAAACAUGGAUACAACACUCAGCGUACAGUUUGACGGAUUCUCGCUUACAGCUGAACUUCACCGCAGGUUGGAGAUCAGUGUGUGAUCCAACAUCCUGAUACACGCAGCGUUGCCAGACACACCGUGCGGAGCUUACACAUGUAAUAAGUUAACCAACAAACCCAGUAACCAAAGGACCGGGUCAACUCAUCAGCCUCCACUAUGGCGAGCCAGGACCCUGUCAACCCUUCACAUGCUGUGUUUGACCUCUUUGUCCAAGCCCAGACCUGCAAGGAUGUGCAGCACCACUUUGCUGAGCUCUGUAAGCAACUGGAUAUCGAUCCUAAGGAUUUCAGAACUUUCUACACCAAGCUGAAGGAAAGACUGAACUACUGGAAGGCCAAAGCCUUGUGGACAAAGUUGGACAAAAGGGCAUCUCACCCAGAUUACCAGCAAAGAAAAGCCUGCGCCAAAACUAAGUGUCUCGUGUUGGGUGCCGGACCGUGUGGGCUGAGAACGGCCAUCGAACUGUCCCUGCUGGGGGCUCAGGUGGUGCUGCUGGAGAAGAGAGAGGCUUUCUCCAGGAACAAUGUCCUCCACCUGUGGCCCUACACCAUCUCCGACCUCCGCGGCCUCGGUGCCAAGAAGUUCUACGGCAAAUUCUGCACCGGUUCUCUGGAUCACAUCAGCAUCCGUCAGCUGCAGUUGGUUCUAUUGAAAGUGUCACUUCUCCUCGGGGUGGAGGUGCACACCGGAGUGGAGUACCAGGGUUUGAUUGAACCCUCAGGAGAAAACGGAUGGAUGGCCAAGCUGAAGCCUGGGUCUCAUCCUGCUGCAACCUUUCAGUUUGAUGUUUUCAUCUCUGCUGGAGGAGGCAGGUUUGUCCCUGAUGGAUUCAAGCACAAGGAGCUGAGAGGAAAACUGGCUAUUGGCAUCACAGCAAACUUUGUCAACAGAAACACGGCCGCUGAGGCCCAUGUUGCAGAGAUCAGCGGUGUGGCCCGCAUCUACAACCAGAAGUUCUUCCAAGAUCUGCUCACUGAGACGGGUAUUGAUUUGGAGAAUAUCGUCUACUACAAAGACGACACCCACUACUUCGUCAUGACUGCCAAGAAGAAGAGCCUGCUGAAGAAGGGGGUCAUUAAACAGGACUACAGCGAUGCAGAGGAUCUGCUGGCUCCUGCGAACGUGGAUCACGAGGCUUUGUACCGCUAUGCCCAUGAUGCUGCCUACUUCUCCACAGGUGGCAAACUGCCUGACCUCCAGUUCGCUCAGAACCAUGUCGGCCGGCCAGACGUAGCCAUGUUUGACUUCACCUGCAUGCACCGUGCAGAGAACGCCUCACUGGUCAGGGAGAGGAAGGGGAAAAAGUUGUUGAUGGCUCUCGUAGGAGACUGCCUGGUGGAGCCUUUCUGGCCUCUGGGUACGGGUAUCGCCCGUGGGUUUCUAGCUGCUUUUGACACAGCAUGGAUGGUGAGAAGCUGGGGCAUGGGGGUCCCGCAUCUCAAGGUCCUGGCUGAGCGAGAAAGUAUCUACCAGCUCCUGUCCCAGACCACACCUGAAAAUACCAGCAAAAACUAUGCUGCUUACAGCAUUGACCCCAAAACACGGUACACAAGAGUCAACCUCUCCUCCAUCCAGACCAACCAGGUGCAGCACCUGUACGAUGUUGAUAAAUCCAAUUCACUGAGCAAGAAACUGAAGAACAGAUGGUCUACCAUGCGUCAAGAUUCGGUGAGUGGUUUUGAAGAGUUGUUGAAAUGGUGCCAGAAACAUACUGUGGGAUAUGAGAAUGUGAAUGUGAAAGAUUUUACCGAAUCCUGGAAGUCUGGGCUGGCUCUGUGCGCUCUGAUCCACCACUUCAGACCUCAGCUCAUUGACAUGACCUCCCUGGAUGAGUCCAAUGCUGUUCACAACUACCAACUGGCAUUCAGCAUCUUGGAGAGGGAGCUGGGCAUCCCACCUGUCAUGUCUGCCACUGACUUGGCCAGCAGUAGUCAGAUAGACAAGUUGUCCAUGGUCCUCUACCUCACCCAGGUCCAAAAUGCCUUCACCGUGCCAAUAAAAGAACCUGCGGGCUUCCUGCCAUCGUCCAAGCCUCUGACUCUCUCCCAGACACAGUCGGCUGUCUUUUUCCUAAACAAGCUGAAACACAACUCCCUGCAAAGACGCAAGGAAAAGCUGGCAGCUGAGAAACAAGCAAAAGAAAAAGAGACAAGGAUGGGAGAUGAGGACAGUACGGUGGCGUCCCCCGUAUCGCCUGAGCUCAAUCCUUCACCUGCUCCGGAGCCCGAACCCGAACCCGAUCCCGAGUCUGAGACUGUGUCGAUGUCGAUGAUGAACAGUGAGGAGUGUUACUUCUGUGGUCAGAGGGUCUAUGUGCUGGAGCGCAUCAGCGCUGAAGGCAAAUUCUUCCAUCGGAGCUGCUUCACCUGCCACGAGUGCGGUAUCACGCUCAGACUGGGAGGCUACACCUUCGACCAGACCACAGGGAGAUUUUACUGUGAGCUGCACUCUGAGGAGCUGGAGCUGGAGAACGGGACUGGAACAUCUUCUUAUGAGGACAGCAAAGGAGACCACAAGGGGACAAACGGGCUUUCCAGUGAUGAUUACACUCCAUCUCCAUCGGAUGAGGAGUAUGAGCACACAUUGGACUGUGGUCCCUCUAUACAAGUAGAGUCACAUGAACCUGCUGAACAGGACCAGCAUUUACUUGAAUCGAAAGAGUGCGAAGAGGAACAGACAUCGAAAACUUCCACACGUUCUCAGUCUAUAACUGAGGUAGCAGCACCAACUGAAGAGGAGACGGAGGAACAACCUCCUGCAGUGUCCUACCCGGUCCCCAAGCCACGCCUCUCUCGGCAGACCACACCGAGCCCUGUGUCCUCUCCUCCGAUAGCAAAACCUCGCACAGUCCACCUUUUUAACCCCUCGACUCCAGAAAAAUCUCCAACAGCAACACAGAGGAUCUCCAAGACAGCUCCAGACUCCCGUCCUAAACAGUCUCUGCGAAAGCUUCAGCUAACCGAUGAGGAGAAAAGCCAGCUGGUGAAUCUACAGAGCCUCAGCGUAGACUCUGACUCAGAGACCCCCGGGGGAUCCUCAUCCUGCUCCUCUUCCUCGGUAACAGCGGGAGGUCCAAGCCCUCCUAAACCAGAGGGCCUAGAUGGUCAAGAAGAGGAGGGCUACUGGAGCGGGAGCACCGCUGGUCACAUGCGGGAAAAGAGGAAUCGACGCUGCUUCAGGAGGAAAGAGAUGCCGAGCGGGCAGUCCAGAGUACGAUCCAAGUUUUCCCCCUGGAAUCUCUCUUCCCCGAGGAUCAGCAGAGACACCCGGCUUAGUGUCCUCAUUAAUCAUCCAGGCAGAGUGGAAACAACAUUCAGACAUGUUCACAGCGCCUCAGAAGAGGGUGUCGAUGAAGAUGAUGGAGACGAUGACGACGACGAUGACGAUGAUGAGAUGUUUGUACAAGAUGACAUUGACUUAUUUGAUGAGAAAUUUCAGACGGUGCCAUCAGACCCUGUUGAGGCUGAGAAGUUGGAGUUGAUGAAGAUGAGGACACUGGAGCGGCGAGCCAAGAUGAGCGAAUUACAGCGAUUGCGUAAAGCUCAGUCCAUCCAGAGGAGACUGGAGGAGAUUGAGGUGACCUUCAAGGAGUUGGAGGAGAAAGGUGUUGUGCUAGAACGAACUCUGCGAGGGGAGGCUGGCAACAGCGGUUCUCCUGAGAUGAUCGAGCAGUGGAUCCAGCUCGUCCACGAGAAGAACGCGUUGGUUUCUGAGGAGUCUGACCUUAUGGUGGCGUCUCGACAGCUGGAACUCGAAGACAAGCAGAGCAUGUUGGAGUUGGAGCUCAGAAAAUACAUGGACCUGAAUGACAAGACACCAGAGCAGCAAGCAGAAGAAGAUCACGUCCUUCAACAGAUGAUUGAGGUGGUGGACAUGAGGGACUCUCUGGUGUCGUUUCUGGAGGAGAAGAGGCUGAAGGAGAUAAGUGAGGAGCAAGAAGUCUUCUCCAUCAUGGAGGCUAAACGGCACUCGAAGGCAGGAGCUCAGGUUCACUGGGAGUAAGGCUUUGGGGCGCACACACACUCAACAUGGACCUGUAUGUACUGUAGAUGCCCUUAGAUCUACUGUAUGUGACACUUGCUGCUUUCAAACUUGGAACCUGAAACUUUUGCAAAGCCAAAGAUGAUACUGCGCUGUCUUGGAGGAUAACGCACAACAAGCGGGUUCCCUCAGUGAUUAGGUUAAAUAGUUCAAGCUUAUGGAACAGCGGCUGAAUGGAAAUCCGUUGCAAUCCUCCCCCUAGAGGGAGACAUAAGCCUGGAGAUCUGAGGCUUUGAGUUGAUGAGUCCGGCUAAACCCUGCCUGCCGUGAUGGUAGGGGUCACAACAACAACACCACCACAUAUGAAAAAGGACCCCCUAGCGUCUGCUGCACUAUUGAAUUACCACUUUACAGCAGAUAAUCAUUACACAGCGUGGGACCUGACCCGGUUUGGUGUCAUAAACAUGUGACUCGAGUGCAAAGCCAAGACGAAGCAGCAUAAAAUUACAGUGAUGAGAAACAACCUGCAGUAGUUGGGCUUUGAAGCCUUAGAGGUAGAUCUAGGUUGAUAACACGUUUUUGAAAAUAGCUUGAUGUUCAUGUUGAUUUUACUCGUGUCAUCAUGAAGUGCUACUGUACACAAAGAUAUAAUACAGAUAUCAGAAUAUUAUUUGUAUAAAGAAUAAAAUCUAGAAAUAUGAUGGUGGAGGUAAAAAAAACUAAUAGGUAGUUAAAAUAUUAGAAUUAUUCAGUUCAGUUGGAUCAUGAUUAUGAUUUAUUUUAAUUAUCAUUUAUGAAUGUUAUAAAUUUCGUAGCACUUCCUGCUGUUCACCAUGUCGUUUCCUGAUAGCAUGUUGGAUAGUUAAUCUCAGGGGUUGACUGUUCAGUCCUCUUGGAUCAGAGUUUUCACCGAUGGCCUUCAACAGUCAGCUGCUCUUCCGAGUGGUGGUGUAUUAUAUGAACACAGGGGAUUCGGGGUGAAUGGAAAAGAAAAAAAAAAAAAAAAAGGAGAUUGAAUGGACUGGUUAAUCUAUUUAUAAACGCCAUUGUUUAUCAUUUGCAGGUGUUCCUAUUCAUGUGUUGGCAGAGUAUCCAAAAUCAAGACAAAGACCAGUUUGUUGUUUGUGAAAAGGAGCCUUAUAUAUUCAUUGUUUUACUGCCAUUUUGUGCCACCUGGACAGCACUUCACAAUAUAUUAAAUAAAGAUCAUGCACUUUG
Molecule: messenger RNA, 5369 nt
Organism: Thunnus maccoyii (southern bluefin tuna)
Lineage: Eukaryota; Metazoa; Chordata; Actinopteri; Scombriformes; Scombridae
Gene: mical1
Product: microtubule associated monooxygenase, calponin and LIM domain containing 1
Exons: 25
Coding region: 327-4172 (1281 amino acids)
Molecular function (GO): FAD binding; protein binding
Source: RefSeq, a predicted model, not a curated record